AUGGUAGGGGCACCUGUCCUAAAUCAGCCCCUUAAAGUCUUGAUAGCACAGCAAAAUCCCAUCAUCAAAGCCCAAGAAAUCGAUUUCAAUCUCAAAGAACAAGAAUGUGUAUCCCUUAUAAAAACGUGCAAGAAUAUGCUAGAAUUCAAGAAAGUCCACGGCCAAAUCCUAAAGCUGGGAUUUUUCUGGAGCCCAUUUGUUGCCAGCAAUCUUGUAGCCACCUGUGCUCUAGCAGAAUGGGGCAGCAUGGAUUACGCCUGCUCGAUUUUUCAAAAAAUCGAAAACCCGAGCUCGUUCGAGUUUAAUGCCAUGAUUAGAGGCUACACAAAGGAUAUGAACUCAAAAGAAGCAAUUCUUAUUUAUCUUGAUAUGCUUGAGGUUGGUGUCGAGCCUGAUAAUUUCACGUACCCUCCCCUGCUUAAAGCGUGUUCAGUUCUAUCAACUGCUGAAGAAGGUAAACAGAUUCACGGGCACAUUUUAAAGUUUGGAUUAUUUGAGGAUGUGUUUGUGCAGAAUAGUUUGAUAAGCAUGUAUGGAAAAUGUGGUCUUUUGGGAAAUUCUUGUGAUGUUUUCAGUAAAAUGGAUUUCAAGACAGUUGCUUCGUGGAGUGCACUUAUUGCGGCUCAUGCGAAUUCGGGCAUGUGGGCCGAGUGCCUGAGGCUGUUUUCUAACAUGAUUGGGGAGGGUUCUUGGAGGGCCGAGGAAAGCACUUUGGUCAACGUCAUUUCUGCCAGUGCUCAUUUAGGCACGCUCGAUUUCGGCAAAUGCACGCACACAUAUCUGCUUAGAAACUUGAGCGGACUAAAUGUUGCGGUCGAGACUUCCUUAAUGGACAUGUAUUUAAGGUGCGGAAGUUUGGAUAAAGGGAUGUCCCUUUUUCGCGAAAUGGGCCCGAGAAAGAAUCGCAAGUCUUAUAGCGUGAUGAUUUCUGGACUCGCGAGCCACGGCCAAGGUGAAAAAGCUCUGGUUAUUUUCGAGCGAAUGUUGGAAAACGGGCUGAAGCCCGAUGACGUUACUUAUGUGGGGGUCCUAAGUGCUUGCAGCCAUGCUGGUUUAGUCGAGACGGGCUUGAAGUAUUUUGACCGAAUGAAAUUUGAGCACAAGAUAAAUCCCACAAUGCAGCAUUAUGGCUGCAUGGUCGAUCUAAUGGGCCGGGCUGGGCUGGUUCAUGAAGCUUUGGAGCUCAUCAAGGCCAUGCCCAUGGAGCCCAACGAUGUUAUAUGGCGUAGUCUUCUAAGUUCUUGCAAAGUUCAUAAGAAUUUGGAAGUAGGGAAGUUGUCAGCUGAAAAAUUGUUCGAACUGAACACACAAAACGCAGGCGAUUAUGUAAUGAUGUCUAAUAUCUACGCGCAAGAUCAAAGAUGGCAAGAUGUGGCCUCGAUUCGGGUUAAACUGGCUAAUGACGGUUUGAACCAAGUGGUUGGAUGGAGCUCGGUCGAGGUCAAGGGGAAAAUUCACAAGUUCGUCUCGAACGACAAAUCGCACAGCGACUUUCGGGAGAUUUACGAGAUGAUUCACCAAAUGGAGUGGCAAUUAAAAUUCGAGGGGUACUCACCGGACACGUCUCAAGUGUUGCUUGAUGUUGGCGGGGAAGAGAAGAGGGAGAGACUGAGUUUACAUAGUCAGAAGCUGGCGAUUGCGUUUUCGCUAAUUCGUGUUUCCGAGGGGAGUCGUAUAAGGAUAGUGAGGAACGUUAGGAUGUGUAGUGAUUGUCACACGUAUACGAAACUAAUUUCGGUCAUCUAUGGGAGAGAGAUUGUCGUGAGGGAACGAAAUGUGUUCCAUUGUUUUAGAGAUGGGGCUUGCUCUUGUAAAGACUUCUGGUGA
This is a messenger RNA of Striga hermonthica, 1827 nucleotides long. The record is from the annotation of a GenBank genome assembly. Lineage: Eukaryota; Viridiplantae; Streptophyta; Magnoliopsida; Lamiales; Orobanchaceae.